AUGAAGUACACUCUCGCUACCAUUGCUGCCCUCGCCUCCGUGGCCCUGGCUAAGCCUGCUUUCCUCAACACCGAGUUCGAUCUCACUGAGGGCAAGCCUUACACCAUCCGCUACUCUGGCUGUGACGAUGGCUGCACCAUCAUCCUCCAGAACGGCCCCUCUGAUGAUCUCUCUGACUACAAGACCCUGACCACCUCUGCCACUGGUGACUCUUUCACUUUCACCCCCUCUGAGCUUCCUUCCGACACCUACAACUUCAAGAUCACCGACAAGGCUGGUGAGGUCAACUACAGCGCCCAGUUCCCCUACAAGGGAUCAUACGCUGCUCCCUCUGUCACCAAGUCUGCUACCGCUACCGCUGAGACCACUGCUGCCGUUUCCACCAAGGAGGCCACCACCCUCGCCAGCGUUACCAAGUCCGCUGAGGAGACCACCACUGUUGCUAAGCCCAUCAUUCCCACUCAUGCUCCUUCCAAGAACGCCACCACUCCCACUGCUGCUCACCCCACUCCCUCCAAGACUGGCAGUGCCGGCGGCGAGACCAGCGUCCCCAGUGUCCCUGAGAGCGGUGCUGCUCGCAUGACAUCCUCGCUGGCUCUUAUUGCCGGUGCCGUUAUGGCCAUGGUUUACCUCAACUAA
Fusarium mangiferae is the source of this 639-nucleotide messenger RNA. RefSeq lists its product as uncharacterized. The transcript is spliced from 2 exons. NCBI's taxonomy places the organism in Eukaryota, Fungi, Ascomycota, Sordariomycetes, Hypocreales, Nectriaceae. The record is from RefSeq and is a predicted model, not a curated record. The coding region runs from base 1 to 639 and encodes 212 amino acids.